Messenger RNA from Naegleria lovaniensis, 1194 nucleotides. RefSeq lists its product as uncharacterized. Gene Ontology annotation, molecular function: hydrolase activity, hydrolyzing N-glycosyl compounds. The record is from RefSeq and is a predicted model, not a curated record. Bases 1 to 1194 code for a protein of 397 amino acids. NCBI's taxonomy places the organism in Eukaryota, Heterolobosea, Eutetramitea, Acrasida, Naegleriidae. The transcript has a single exon.
AUGAAUCAAAAGCCAAUCCAAGAGGACAAGAACCAAGACUACCCUCCUAUGAAUACUCUACAAUUCAGUUCAUCAUAUUCUUCUUUUGAAACGAAUACCAAUCCCUAUGUUUCCUAUUUGAAUUCAAGAGCUAAAAGCCAUCCAAAGGAUUCAUCAUUUCCAGAACAAAUCCCAACAAUCAUUGAUAUGGAAACAGGUGAUCCUGAUGAUUAUUUCAACGUCAUUGAAUUAUUAUGUCAUCCAAGAAUUUGCGUUAAAUGUAUCACUGUAACACCCGGUACGAAAGAGCAAAUUUCCUUUGUUCGAUGCUUUCUUGAUGAAAUUAUUAUUGAAUGUCAGCAAUACGUUCAAAAUGUUGAUCACAACAAUGACAUGAUUUCAAUAAUUGAAAGAUUGAGAAAUAUUAAGAUUGGAGCAUACAAGCCGGAUCAUAACAAGAAUUGUUUGGGAGGUUUCUUUACAAAGAUGUAUCCAAACUCGACGGAUGAAAAGUAUUUGAAACAGGGUAGCGAUGACUUUGGAUACAAUUUAAUGCAUCAAUGCUGGAAAGAGUAUGGGAAUCAAUUAAUGUUUGUCACAGGAGCACCACUUUCAAAUUUGGGAACAUUUAUUGAGAAGUAUUCACAUGAGAUGAAUGAACAGAAUAGGAUUGGGUUGUGUGUAAUACAAGGAGGGUUUGCAGGGGAUAAUGUUACUCCACAUCAAUUUAGACUUUCAAAAUUUGCAGGUAAAACGAAAGUGUCAACCUAUAACUUUGGUGGGAAUAUUAAGGCAGCAAAAACUGUUCUUAAUUGUCCUUUCAUAGACAAGAGAUUAUUAGUCUCCAAGAACGUAUGCCAUGGAGUCGUGUAUGGAAAAGAUAGGCACAUGCAAUUGAAAGAACGUUUGACACAAUUGGAAUAUGCGAGAACCACCUUCACCUCUCAGCAACAUCUUUCUUUUAUUGGACUCAGUUUGAUUUUCAAAGGAAUGCAGAAAUACUUGGAAAAGAAUCAGGAUGGUAAAAAGUUUCACGAUGUUCUUGCAGGUUGUGUUUCUAUCGAACCAAAUAUUUGCAUCUUUAAGAGAGUUGAGGUUAUAGAAGAAAAGAACCAAUGGGGAUCAAAAGAAAGCACCAAUUCCAACACAUUUGUCAGCAUUGCUGCAAAUUUGGACUCGUUUUUUGAUGUCAUGAUGAUGAGGGGUUAUCUUUGA